This is a messenger RNA of Micromonas pusilla CCMP1545, 1794 nucleotides long. RefSeq lists its product as uncharacterized. Lineage: Eukaryota; Viridiplantae; Chlorophyta; Mamiellophyceae; Mamiellales; Mamiellaceae. Gene Ontology annotation, biological process: cellular response to hypoxia. The transcript has a single exon. Bases 1 to 1794 code for a protein of 597 amino acids. The record is from RefSeq and is a predicted model, not a curated record. Gene Ontology annotation, molecular function: peptidyl-proline dioxygenase activity; L-ascorbic acid binding; ferrous iron binding.
AUGCCCGCGCGUGUGCUCUCCCCAUCCACGACGACUUCGUACGUCCACGUCGACGGCGACGUUUUCGGCGACGGUCGCGCGUUCGAGGUCGUCCUCGACCUCCCCGGGGUGACGUCCGCGCGCGACGUGUCCGCGGACGUCGUGGACGCGCGAUCCGCGUACGGCGUCUCCACCUCGCGCGCGCUCGCGGUCCGCGCGUCCGCGAAUGCGCUUGACGGCGGCGAGGACGUCGAGUACCUCGCGAGCGUGACGCUCCCGGCGGACGUUCGAUGCGACGCGUCUUCGCCGAGAGUGAAGUUCAACGCGCGACGCGCGCGCCUCGCCGUGACGUUCGACGCCGCGGACGAAGACGCGCGCGCGAUGACGUCGGAAACUGACGCGAAGGAGGGAUGCGCCGCGGACGAGGCGGACGAGGACAACCCGCUCGCGGAGUACCUCGCGAUGCUCGGCGUGAACGAGGACGGAACCCCGCGCGCAUCCGCCGUCGCCGCCGCCCACGACGACGCGAACGCCGCGGCCGCCGCUGAAGACGACGCGAACGCCGCGGCCGCCGCUGAAGACGACGCGAACGCGCCGACGGCGUCGACCUCGACGACGACGAUUCGUCCAGCAGCUGGCGCGCACGCUCGCGGGGACCCGGUGACCACGAGAUCGUCGUCGUCGCGCGCGCUCGAUCGAAGGACGACGAAUCCGAAAAAAACGAAACGCAAAUCGCACCCGCGGCCGCGUCUCGCGCCGCUUCGAUGCGUUCGAACCGCGCGAACGGUCCAGGCGGUGUCGGACCUCGCGGACCACCUCACGGAGGGUCUGAACGCGGUCGGGUGGGCGACCGCGCCGUUCAUGACGUCGGACGCUGUCGCGUUGGCGCGCGAGGAGAUUAAGAACGUCGCGCCGUUUUACACCCCGGGAGAGGUGUGGCUCGGGAAGUCGUCCGCGACGGGGGCGCAGAUCGCCGUGAAGUCGAUUCGCGGCGAUCGCAUCUUCUGGAUGGUCCCAGAGCAGAUCGAGAUGGGGGGGUUCGUCGUCUUUCGCGAGAUGCUGCGCGCGAUCGACGACUUGGUUUUGGAUCAACUCUCGCGGCGCGCGCCCGCGCGAUUAGGGGGUUUAUCGGACCGCACGCACGCGAUGCUCGCGGAGUACCCUGGACGAGGAUCGCGAUUCGUUCGACACGUGGACAACACCGGUAAAGACGGGCGACGACUCACGGUGUUGUGUUACUUGAACGAGGACUGGGACGGUAAGAACGGCGGCCAUCUGAAGGUGUACGACCGCGACGGCAACGGCGAUGGCGACGGCGACCGAGGCGGCGGCCGAGUGACGAGCGUGACCCCCGCAGGGGGCACGCUCGCGAUGUUCUACUCGGACGAGAUCCCGCACGAGGUGCUGCCAUCGCACGCGACCAGGCACUCGUUCACCGUGUGGUAUUACGACGACGACGAGCACAAAGCGGCGACGUCGCGCGCGGGGGACGCCGCCGUGGCGGAUUCGCGAACGACGCACGCCCCAGCGACGUCGACGUCGGACGCGCGAAACUUGGGCGCCGACCGACAGACCUGCGCCGACCUGGACCUGGACGAACAACGGCAAGACAUAUCCGAUCGCGCGGCGACCGCGUUCGUGCGAACGCUGAUGACGGAACGCGUGACGCCCGCGGAGGCGACCGCUCUGGCGGCGCGACUGGAUCCGAGAGCGUCCGUCGCCGUCGCGAGCGUGUUCGGCGCCCCAGACGUGGAGGUGCGUCCUACGCACCGCUCCCCGUGCGACCGCGUUCGCGCGGUGCACGCCGUUCCUUGA